GUGGACGAAGACAACAAACUGUACAGCAGUGCCGCAGCGCCUUACCUGACAGCUUCUGGCAUGCUCGACAAGGCCCGCUCCAUCGGCAACACCACCUCCCAGGCCUCUGCGGCUGCCUUCCUCCGGAGCUGGCGCACACAAGGCUCACCCUUU
This is a messenger RNA of Didymella exigua CBS 183.55, 153 nucleotides long. RefSeq lists its product as uncharacterized. The annotation marks the transcript as partial. The record is from RefSeq and is a predicted model, not a curated record. The transcript has a single exon. Lineage: Eukaryota; Fungi; Ascomycota; Dothideomycetes; Pleosporales; Didymellaceae.